UUUUAAUCAUGAAUUCUAAUAUUUUAACCAGUGCGAAUGACGGUACUUCUAGUAUAUUUUGUGAGUUGCAUGGAUCGAUAAUUUAUACUUUACGAAAGAAUCUACGUCUUAGGGCUAAACCAUUUCAGAGGACUUAUGAACCUCUUCGGAGGGCGAAACAACCUCUUCGGAGGGCAAAACAACCUCUUCGGAGGGCAAAUCAAUCUCUUUGGAGAACAAUUGAACAAUCUCUUCGGAGAUCAAUGCAAUUAGAAUCUCAGAAACGUAAGCUUUUACAUUCAAGACCUGUCCACAGUAGUUGUAUUAAAUGUAUAAAUUCAGAUCGCUGUGUGUGUAAAUGUAAUUAUCGAUUUUCUGUGAGAUCUUGUGCAAGAAAAUUAAGUCAACCAAAUAUGAAACGAUUUAGAAGAGAUCGCGAGCCUUCUAGAUUACCUUUGAAGCGAAUAAUAUUAGCUAUGAGAAAGAGGAAAAAUAGACCACUUCUAAAGCGUUACUUGCUAAUGUCUGCACCCAAGUCUUCUACUUUAAACAAACUAGUGGGCAAUUUCAAGGAAUAUUGUUUUCAAUUUAUGCAUACGCAACAUACAUUUCUUCAGUCAUUUGCAUAUAUUAGACCAUCCGUUAAUUUAGUUCAGAGAAAGCAUAAAAUUAGAAAACAUUCUUUAUGCAAUCAAUCAAUAAACAAAAAUAGCAGUUUUCUCUGUCAGUAUAACAUAUGUGAAAAUAAACUGUUGUUGUCAGGAGAUAUUGAAUUAAAUCCUGGUCCUGUUAAAAAUACCAACAUUGUUCUGCCAUCAAAUAUAGUGUUAGCACAAAGGCUAAGACGCUAUCAGUUAAUACCAUGUGAUGUUGGUGGGGGUGGCGACUGUUUCUUUCGAGCGGUGUCUCAUCAGUUAUAUGGUGACCCUGAGCGCCAUUUAGAAGUUAGAGCAGUCGGUAUUGCAUAUUUGCGAGACAAUCCUCAGAGAUUCAUUGAAAGUAAUACUGAAAACUCCUUGUUAGAUUAUCUCAAUACUAUGUUUUUUUAAACAGAAUAGCUAUAUAUAGCUACCUAUAAAUUUGCCAAAUGAUGAUAAAUUGUUUGGGCCAAAUGAUCAUAAAAUGAUCAUAAAAUGAUCAUAAAAUGAUCAUAAAAUGAUCAUAAAUCAUUUGGAAAAAUGUAGUUUUUCCUUCAAUAAUGCUGGUGGUAUAACUAAAACCCUGUCUUUCGAUUUUUUACGUGAUGAGCAACAUGCAGUCCGCCCGUGCAAAUUCUACUAGGACUUGACUACAUACAUGGAAACCUUAUAGUCCGAGUACGCCAAAAAUAGCACGAGUGCUGGGUAACACUGUUGCGACAUAAUCAAGAUGAGACGUUUGUCAUGUGUCAAGUCGUGUAUUUAUUUGACGACCUCUAGGUAUAGCAUUUCAUUUUGAACUUAGGUUUGGUUGUGAGCGCUAUAGAAGUGCGUGGCUGCGUGCCUUGCAUGGAAAUGUUGUACGUAGAUAUUACAGUGUUAUGCUGUGGCUUUAUUUAUUCAUUUGGCUAUAGUUGUCUAUAUUGCUUGAUGAAUUGUUGGCUUGUAAGGCGUCAGUGAAGUGCCAGUUUGAAUGUCAUGGGAAGAAUAUUAAAGUCUCGCUAUUCACAGCCGAAUGUUUUAUGCAAUGUUUUCCAGCACGGAAUUUGGUUUCAUUGAAAGGCUCAACAGUGGCCGGCAAAGGAAUAUUUCAUUACCUAAGAACAACCACAGUUCUCUGCUCAUUUUGCUGUGGGGAGUCUGCAUCACCAAUAACGAAGGGCGAGUAUUUAGAGAAUGUCUGUCAAGAAAAGUAAAAUUAAAGCCGUUGUCUAUGGUAAUGCCUCCAUAUUGUCAGGAAAGCAAUUUACUGACGCUGUCAACAGAACACUGAGUUCAUUGGUUUUUGUCAUUUCCAUACAACUCAAUCCAAGGAGAAUUUUCGUCUUCCCAGAAGCGGCAUGCGCCAGGCAGAGUAUAAACAACAUUUAUAAAUGAUGAGUUGCCAAACUGGUCACAGUUACUGUUUUCGGCAGAGACUUUAACGUAGAGAGACUCGUGUUCUUUGAUGCUGAUCCGGUGUCGUCGGCGUAAAUGAUCUGAGAUUCUUGAAACUGGAAUAUUGUAAUAUCGACAGCCAGGUACAUGGCAGGUUCUUCUUGCGUGACGGUCAGCUGAGGAUUUUGUGCAAGUCCUUCUUAUGGCACUUGGGGUUUGGUAUUUUUGAUGCUGCGCCAUGGUAAUAGACGGAUGAACUCUUUUAAGAUGCCUGUCAAGUCGUUUAAAGAACAAUCCAUGUUGUGUACAGCCCUCCACUCGACAAACGCCGCUCUGAGGCAUGCUGUGUUACAGUAUUGCUUGUGUUUAUUAUUAAUGGUGAUUAUUCGUUCAAUGUUUUGCAAGAUGUAUAGCUGUCUAUCAUAUGACUCAGAAUUCGAAUCGACGAACGUUUUGGCGGGCUUUGUUUGUAAAUUUUCCCGCGCCUUAUUGUGGUCAUUAAAAUUCCUUUUCUGAUAUAGAAUUACAAAUCUGAUGUUCAAUCAUUUAAAUUUUUUUGCAACAAAACAUUCCACAAAGCAUUCCAAAGUUGAUGAAAUUGCAAAAUCAAGUUUCUGUCAUAUUUCUGUCAGUAUCAUCAAAUUUAUGACAUACCUGUGGUCUGAUUAUUUCUUCAACGUUUCACGAGAUGUACAGAAUGUCCGCAAAAAAGAACCCUUUUCAA
Messenger RNA from Dendronephthya gigantea, 2718 nucleotides. RefSeq lists its product as uncharacterized. The record is from RefSeq and is a predicted model, not a curated record. The transcript has 3 exons. Gene Ontology annotation, molecular function: cysteine-type deubiquitinase activity. NCBI's taxonomy places the organism in Eukaryota, Metazoa, Cnidaria, Anthozoa, Malacalcyonacea, Nephtheidae. The coding region runs from base 9 to 1028 and encodes 339 amino acids. Gene Ontology annotation, biological process: protein deubiquitination.